Molecule: messenger RNA, 4070 nt
Organism: Tupaia belangeri chinensis (Chinese tree shrew)
Lineage: Eukaryota; Metazoa; Chordata; Mammalia; Scandentia; Tupaiidae
Gene: ENOX2
Product: ecto-NOX disulfide-thiol exchanger 2
Exons: 15
Coding region: 354-2099 (581 amino acids)
Biological process (GO): ultradian rhythm
Cellular component (GO): external side of plasma membrane; plasma membrane
Molecular function (GO): RNA binding; oxidoreductase activity
Source: RefSeq, a predicted model, not a curated record
CUCCUCAGGAAGAACAGCCUCCAGCAAUCUUAAACUACAUUUCCCAUGAGGACAAGGGCUUGGGCCUCUGGCUCCCUGGUGACCACCGACCAAUAGGAGAUGCCACAGCGGCCACCGUGUAGGGGAACCUGAUUUGAGAUCAUUUGUUGGAGAACACAAAGAAGUGUGAUGGAUUGAAUCAACUGCCCUUUGACCCUGCCAACAACAACGAGCCCUUGCAGUUUGGUAGUGCCAGCGGCCCUCUGGUCACAGAAGGCCUCAUUGAGAAUGGAGGGGAAUCAAGCAAGAAAAGAAAGAGAACAAAUGCUCCUUCAGCUGAUAAUAGUAGAACUCUGAAUGUGGAUUCCACGGCAAUGACACUACCUAUGUCUGAUCCAACCGCAUGGGCCACAGCAAUGAAUAAUCUUGGAAUGGCACCUCUGGGAAUUGCUGGGCAACCAAUUUUACCUGACUUUGAUCCUGCUCUUGGAAUGAUGACUGGAAUUCCACCAAUAACUCCAAUGAUGCCUGGUUUGGGAAUAGUACCUCCUCCAAUUCCUCCAGAUAUGCCAGUAGUGAAAGAGAUCAUACACUGUAAAAGCUGCACACUCUUCCCUCCAAAUCCAAAUCUUCCACCUCCUGCAACUCGAGAAAGACCACCAGGAUGCAAAACAGUAUUUGUGGGCGGCCUGCCUGAAAAUGGGACAGAGCAGAUCAUCGUGGAAGUGUUUGAACAGUGUGGUGAGAUUAUUGCUAUUCGAAAGAGCAAAAAGAACUUCUGUCACAUUCGCUUUGCUGAGGAGUACAUGGUGGACAAAGCCCUUUAUCUGUCCGGUUAUCGCAUUCGCCUAGGCUCUAGUACUGACAAGAAGGACACAGGUCGGCUUCAUGUUGAUUUUGCACAGGCUCGAGAUGACCUGUAUGAAUGGGAGUGUAAACAGCGUAUGCUAGCAAGAGAGGAGCGCCAUCGUAGAAGGAUGGAAGAAGAAAGAUUGCGUCCACCAUCCCCACCCCCUGUGGUUCACUAUUCAGAUCAUGAAUGCAGUAUUGUUGCUGAAAAAUUAAAAGAUGAUUCUAAAUUCUCUGAGGCUGUACAGACCUUGCUCACCUGGAUAGAACGGGGGGAGGUGAACCGUCGCAGUGCCAACAACUUCUACUCCAUGAUCCAGUCAGCCAACAGCCACGUGCGCCGCCUGGUGAAUGAGAAAGCUGCCCAUGAGAAAGACAUGGAAGAAGCAAAGGAGAAGUUCAAGCAGGCCCUUUCUGGAAUUCUCAUCCAGUUUGAGCAGAUAGUGGCUGUGUACCAUUCUGCCUCCAAACAGAAGGCGUGGGACCACUUCACAAAAGCCCAGCGUAAAAACAUCAGUGUUUGGUGCAAACAAGCUGAGGAAAUUCGCAACAUUCAUAAUGAUGAGUUAAUGGGAAUUAGACGAGAAGAAGAAAUGGAAAUGUCUGAUGAUGAAAUAGAAGAAACAACAGAAACAAAAGAAACUGAGGAAUCAGCCUUAGUAUCACAGGCAGAAGCUCUGAAGGAAGAAAAUGACAGCCUCCGUUGGCAGCUUGAUGCCUAUCGGAAUGAGGUAGAACUGCUCAAGCAAGAACAGGGCAAAGCCCACAGAGAAGAUGACCCAAACAAGGAACAGCAGCUGAAACUUCUGCAGCAAGCCCUGCAAGGAAUGCAACAGCAUCUACUCAAAGUCCAAGAGGAAUACAAAAGGAAAGAAGCUGAACUUGAAAAAAUUAAAGACGACAAGUUGCAAGUGGAAAAAAUGUUGGAAAAUCUUAAAGAAAAGGAAAGCUGUUCUUCUAGACUGUGUGCAUCAAACCAGGAUAGUGACUACCCUCUUGAGAAGACCAUGAACAGCAGUCCUAUCAAAUCUGAACGCGAAGCACUGCUAGUGGGAAUUAUCUCCACAUUCCUUCAUGUUCACCCAUUUGGAGCAAGCAUUGAAUACAUCUGUUCCUAUUUGCACCGUCUUGAUAAUAAGAUCUGCACCAGUGAUGUGGAGUGUCUCAUGAGUAGACUCCAGCAUACCUUUAAGCAGGAAAUGACCGGAGUAGGAGCCAGCCUGGAGAAGAGAUGGAAAUUCUGUGGCUUUGAGGGCUUGAAACUGACCUGAAUCUCUUGGCCUAAUAACUUGGGAUCCUGCAAAACAAAUGUGUAUUGGACAAGCUUAGAAAGUGAUUUGUAUUUGCAAUGGCUUUCAAGUGGAAAUUGCUUUAAAUUUGUCAAUUCAUUCCUGGGAAUAUCUUUUGAAUUAAAAUAAGGAUCCUAGAACAGCACCUCAUGCUCUAGGCCCUAAAAAAGAAAUUGCCUCAAACCUCAAGUGCUGUAACUUCCUCCCCUUCCUGUCUUUCCUGAUUAGUAGUAAUGAAGAAUCUCUGAGACUAAUGAGUAAUAGAGUGUUUUCAGUGUCUGUACUACUGUUGUAGACUUUGGUAUUUUUUUAAACACUGUUAACUGAAAUGUUUUGAUGAUUUCUAUGUGAUUUGUGUUUCUAAACUUAUCUUCACAUUAAAGUGGCUACUGGUGAAAGGAAUGAGGGAGCGCUAGGUACUCCAUGUAACUGCCAUUGUCUUUCCAAUCCCCAGUAGACCAGUGAAAGAAUAACACACACAUCAGUGUCUUCUAGAAGGUGCUUAACCAGGUUUACCUUUUAAACAGCAAAGCAUGGUUUGUGGCUUUUUGCAAAAUUACUAUGAACCAAAAGUUGACGAAUGUUUCAAAGUUAUUUUCUCUAACUUAUCAGAUAAAAAGGUCUAUUUCAGACUUAAAAAAAUAGAUAAAUCUAGAUGUAUACACAGAAAGCAAGUAUCCAGUAUGACUGGCAUGAAUUUGUGCUAUUCAAAAUCACUUGUAAAUAGUCUGCUUUUAAAGGAGGGCACAUUUAGUUUUCUGUGAAUUACAGCCCACUCACAUGUGGGUGCAUGUGUGCACACAUUCACGCACACACACCCAUUAGCAGUAGGGAUUUAUUUUAAUGUUCUUUCCCCUCCAGCUGCCUUAGAGUCUGUUGGUCCCUUUUCUUCCGCUGUCACUGUGUUGAAUUGCAAACCGUGUACUGCUGUAAAUACUGUAUUUACUUCAUGCUGAAUGUUUGCAGAGAGUUGAUGUGAGUAUUAAUAGUAAUGAAUUAAUGAAUAAAUAAUGGGCCAUGGUGCACAAGGUUUCCUGCAAAUAGGUCAGCACUACCUGGACACCUCUAGUUCUGUGGUGCUCAUGAGCACACUGCAGUGGCAGAAUGCCAAGGACCAUGCAGGAAGACUGCCUACUGGAAAAGAAAAGGAUAAGAUGGAGGUUUGAGGCUAAUACCCUGAGACAGAGCUGGAUUUUGUUUUUUAUUUUGUUUGGUUUGGUUUGGGUUUUUAUACCGGUGGUAGUGCCCGCCCUUCAAUCUUGAUCAAAGAUACGAGAAUAUAUUGAGUAAGCAAAGCCAAUGGAGAGUAUCUCACAAAAAUACUUUGUAAAUGAGAUGUCAGUAGUGUUCAAAGUUGUAUUUUUAAAAGAUAAAUAUUCCUCUUUUUAUACCUCAGUUUUGUGUGCUGUUUUGAGUAACUUGCCUCUAACCCUCUAAUAGAUCAUCUCAAUUUCUUCUUUGGGUUACCAGGACGUUGGAAGAAGAUGCUGAGCCUGCCUUGAUGACUAGAAAUGGGGUUCCAGGGCAGCUUAUUCAUGCCAAAAGUUGGCUUUCCCCUCAAGCACCGUGCUGUGGCAGCAGCAGGAGGCUGGGGCUAUUUUCACACUAGCUUCCUCACCUGAACAUCACAAGAAGGCUUUGAUUCAUCAGUCUCAGGGGCUCCUGGAAUGUAAUAUUUUAAUAUUAUCUAUGAAAUCAAGAGAAACAUUCCACUUCUUUCCAUUUAUCAGUUGUUUCUUAUUUAAAUAAGUUCAAUAAAAUUAAAUUUUAAAGCAACAGCUGCCACACCUAAAUACCUUGUUCUCCUUUACUUAAUCUACUCAGAUUGCAAAUGGUCUAUUUCUAUUACUCCGGCGAGUGUAGUCCAGAUGUAAUCUUCCCAGCCUACUUGAAUAUACCCAUUGCGGGCUGGCUUCAGACCCAAGGGAGCUAGAUUCCACAUGGCCAACUGCU